Messenger RNA from Ilex paraguariensis (yerba mate), 169 nucleotides. The record is from the annotation of a GenBank genome assembly. Lineage: Eukaryota; Viridiplantae; Streptophyta; Magnoliopsida; Aquifoliales; Aquifoliaceae.
CGUCGGGAGUGGUUGCUCUCGUACCUAUGGUUACAGACUACAGCGGCAGAUUCAAGCGCAUGAGUUCAGAGAGAUCAGUUGAACGUCUGCAGAAUGAGAAAGUAGAUCGUGAUCUGAAUAUGAAGGAAGUGGAUUCCAGGGACAGCUGCUUCUAUAAACACAAGAAACG